Symbiodinium necroappetens is the source of this 1049-nucleotide messenger RNA. Lineage: Eukaryota; Dinophyceae; Suessiales; Symbiodiniaceae. The record is from the annotation of a GenBank genome assembly.
GCGUGCAGGCGGGUUCGCUAAGCAUGCAAUCUUUGGUUGCUCCUGAAAUGAGCCCCAGCUUUCGGGACCCAGCUGCAGCCCUUGGCCGUGUGAUUGAUGGUGUGAUUGAAAGGGCGGUUGCCAACGAGGUCAGCCGCGCUGCACCCCCGGCCCCUGCUCUUCCGUGGGAGCGGGGUAUCUUCAGGUCGAUCUUUGGAAGUCAGGAGCCCUCUAAUCCUUUCGAUAGCCUCAUUCCGCGUGUUCCAGGGCCGUUGAAGCCUCCGCAUGAUCCCACUGUGAUUGCUGCCGAACCGAGGCCCCCUGUGCCAGUUCUUGAUAUUGCUUCUCAGGCUUUUGGAGCCUUCAAAGACUUGCACCCUUCACGUGAGCGGGAGCAAAUGAUGGAUAAGGCAGUUUGCAAGAUGCAUCACGUAGUGGGCCGCAUUGAGUCUUCUCGUCUGUCCCCCGAGUUGGGCAGAUCCUUUGAAGGCGAGAGGUGGGCAGACAAAGAAGAGCUGGAAACGCCAGUGGCCGAGGAGGCCGUGUGGAGUUACUUCAGCCUGUUGAAAAGAGAGGGGUCGCCUCCUUCGCGUGCUUCAGCUCUCCUGUCAGCUUUCCGCUUUGUGAAUUAUGUUUUGGGGGUGGACCUGAAGGACAUCUUGGGCAGUCGCAGAGUGUGCGGUUUGAGCGUUCAGCUAGGCAUCCGGAAAGCCCCGACCUCUCGCGCAAGGCCGCUUACUGUGCAGGAGGUCAGGUCCUUGCACAGCACUCUAGGAGACCCCAAGGAGAGCGAUUGGAAUAAGGCCAUAGCGGGUUACUUGUUGCUCGCGCUGUAUUCCCGAGCGCGCCACAGCGACCUGGCUCAGGUGGAGGAGGUGAUUUCGGAUUACGACCUUGAAGGAUCUGGAUAUUUGGAAAUCCGUUUGAGGGUUCAUAAGACCUCCCAAACUUUGGCGAAGCGUAACGACCUCCUCCCCAUCAUCGUGUCAGCCAAAGGGGUGAAUCAAGGUGACUGGCUGGGAGCUGUCGCAGCUGCUUUCAGCAAAGUGGGGCUGCCCUUCGAUGGGGUG